This is a messenger RNA of Eurytemora carolleeae, 485 nucleotides long. Its product is annotated as H/ACA ribonucleoprotein complex subunit 1. The transcript is spliced from 3 exons. Lineage: Eukaryota; Metazoa; Arthropoda; Copepoda; Calanoida; Temoridae. The record is from RefSeq and is a predicted model, not a curated record. Bases 69 to 485 code for a protein of 138 amino acids.
UCUGUAUUGUAUUUAAGAGAAUUUAAGACUCCAAGCCAGUAGGGUAACAUCGGAACAGAAAAUCUAGAAUGAAAAACUGUCAGCUUACGGCCAUCUUGAGCCUCUUUCUUCUUUAUACAUCUUUUGGAAAGAAAUAUCUGAUAAAAGUUGAAGAGGAUUCACUUGGACAAACUGGGAAUCAAACAGGCAAUGAUUAUUGGGAGCAAUUAAGUGGGUUUGGAGGACGUGGCGGAGGCAGGUUCAGUGGUCAAGAUAGUGGCAGGUUUGGAGGGUUUGGUGGAGGCCGCUUCGGAAGACGUGGUGGAGGUGGAUUUGGAGGACGAGAUGGAGGAUUCGAUGGAGGACUGGGUGGAGGAUUUGAUGGAGGACGAGGUGGAGGAUUUGAUGGAGGACGAGAUGGAGGACGAGAUGGAGGAUUUGAUGGAGGACGAGAUGGAGGAUUUGAUGGAGGACGGGUACCAAAUUUUGAUUUUGGAAGAAAAUAA